AAUCUUGUUCGAUAUGACGGGGUUUUCGGUCUCGAAUAUGGUGAGUUCAUUCUUCCGCAUGCACAGAUGGAAGGUGGGAAUAUACUGAAGGGAGGAUAGGAGUAUGCGCCCGUGAGAUUCGUCAUCGAUUGCUUUCAGGAGAAUUAUCCCGAGUAUCUGGGGACGAUGCUGAUCCACAACGCCCCGUGGAUCUUUUCGGGCAUCUGGAAAAUCGUCAAAUCCUGGAUGGACCCCGUCAUCGUCUCCAAGGUGCACUUCACCAAGACCGUCGCCGACCUGGAGCAGUUCAUCGCCCCGGACAAGAUCCUCAAGGAGAUCGGUGGCCCUGAGGGCUGGGACUACGAGUUUGUGGAGCCCGUGGCCGGCGAGAAUGAGCGCAUGACUGAGACGGCCACGCGCGACCGGCUGCUGGCCGAGCGCGAGGAGCUGGCCUCCAAAUUCCUGGAGUUGACGAAGGAGUGGCUGGCGGCGGCCCAGCCGGAGAGUGUGGCGGUGCAGCGGACGGAGGCGAUCGCGGCCUGGCGCAAGCAGUACUGGGCGUUGGAUCCGUUUGUUAGAGGACGGACGUGUCUUGAUCGUACGGGGGUGAUUCAGGAGGGGGGCAAGAUAGACUUUUACCCCGGGAUGGAUCAUGUCUAAGUUUUACCGGGGCUUAGAUGUGGCAUUACUGUUGUGCAUCUGAUGAGAUUACCGCAAGUGAGCUGCUUAAUGGCAGGCUAAAGUAAGUGGUAGGUAGUAAUUAGGCUGCGUUGUGCAACUGGGACGUUCCUUGGAUAGGAGGCCGGGUGACAUCGGCACGAUGAUUCUUUCCAUGGUUCUAGGGUUUAGAUUGUCAGUUC
Molecule: messenger RNA, 839 nt
Organism: Aspergillus uvarum CBS 121591
Lineage: Eukaryota; Fungi; Ascomycota; Eurotiomycetes; Eurotiales; Aspergillaceae
Product: CRAL-TRIO domain-containing protein
Exons: 2
Coding region: 166-639 (157 amino acids)
Source: RefSeq, a predicted model, not a curated record